AUGUACUAUUUACAACAGCGAUUAGCAGUCGUGCGAAAUCGAUCUUGGCGAUGGAGAACACUUUAUAACACUCCACGCCUGCGACACUCACAACCAGCCCGACCCAACAUGUCCGCCCAGGAUGACCAGGAUGAUCUCAAGCCUUCCUCCACUCCAGGCUACAAACCAGGAGCGGCAAAGACAGCUCAAGAGUAUGCGACACUAGAUGCGGAAGACGAGAGUUUGGCGCGCUGGAAAGCAUCCCUUGGCAUCGUGCCAGGGGCUGCAGUAGAGGGUAGCGGCCCCAAAGUAUCUGUUCUGACGCUGGAGUUGGAUUCUCCGACCUUGCCCCAAGGGAAGAAGAUUAUUUUCGAUUUGAAGGAUUUGAACAAACUCGCGGACACAAAGAAGAACCCUAUCUCGAUCAAGGAGGGGGUUGAAUACAAUGUCCGAAUUACUUUCAAGGUCAACCACUCGAUCAUCUCCGGAGUACGGUACAUUCAAGUCGUCAAACGGAGCGGCAUCAAAGUCGAUAAAUUGGAACAAAUGCUCGGCUCUUAUGGCCCUUCGCCUACUGGAGAAGCCUAUGCGAAGAACUUUGACCCAGAGGAAUCACCAUCCGGAAUGCUCGCUCGCACCGGAACCUACAAUGUUCGCAGCCGUGUGAUCGACGACGACGGAGAGGUGUACGCAGACUGGGAGUGGCAUUUCAAGCUUGCGAAGGAAUGGUAG
Messenger RNA from Cyclocybe aegerita, 711 nucleotides. The record is from the annotation of a GenBank genome assembly. Lineage: Eukaryota; Fungi; Basidiomycota; Agaricomycetes; Agaricales; Hemipholiotaceae.